Molecule: messenger RNA, 1533 nt
Organism: Ctenocephalides felis (cat flea)
Lineage: Eukaryota; Metazoa; Arthropoda; Insecta; Siphonaptera; Pulicidae
Exons: 1
Coding region: 1-1533 (510 amino acids)
Cellular component (GO): nucleus
Molecular function (GO): DNA binding
Source: RefSeq, a predicted model, not a curated record
AUGAGGAAUUACAAACGAAAAACAGAUCGUGCUACUAAACCUGUGGAAGUGAUGCAGCAAGCAGUCCAUUUAGUUUUACAUGAAAAAAAAUCAUUAAGGGAGGUAUGUCGUAUAUUUGAAUUAAACAAAACUUCAUUAGCAAGAUUUAUGAAACGAAUAAAAGACGAUCCUACAGAUAUCAGAUUUGGCUAUAGUGCCCCAAGACAAUUAUUCAAAAAGGAACAGGAAUGCAAAAUAAAAGAAUAUUUGAACAAACUUGAACAUAUUUUCCAUGGUGUAGGUUCAAAAGAAGCUCGUCGCAUUGCUUAUGAUUGUGCAAUUAAAUACGAAAUGAGUAUACCAGAAAACUGGGUUACAAAUAAAAUGCCUAGUAGGGAUUGGAUCACCGCUUUUCUUAAACGAAACACAAGUUUUUCGCUUAGAAAACCUGAAACAGCCAAAAUCAAAGCAAUGUCAUUCAACAAAACUAAUGUGCAAGAGUUUUACACAAAAUUAGCAAAGAUUUUGGAUCAAUAUAAAUUCGCAGCUUCUGCUAUAUGGAAUGCAGAUGAAACUUGUGUAUCAACCGUUAGCAAACUCCCCAAAAAAACUGCUAAUAAAGAAAAGGAACAUGUUGCUGUUGACAAACCAACUGGUGAAUGUGGAACUAAUGUUACUGUAUUAGUUGCAGUCUCCGCCACAGGUUCAUUUAUUCCACCUAUGUUUAUAUUUCCUUGUGAAAAGUUUGAAGAGCGCUUUAUUCAGGAUGGUCCUACUGAUUGCAUAGGUGCUGGGAAUCCAAGCGGUUGUCUUACUCAUGACGAUUUUUUUAUGUAUAUGCAGCAUUUUAUCAAGCACGUCAAGGCUAGUAAAGAAUCACCAGUUUUGUUGAUUUUAAACAACAACUCUUCAUCAUACAUAUCUGUACCAACGUUAGAUCUUGCUGAGGAAAAUGGAGUGAUAAUGCUUUCUAUUCCUCGACAUUGCUCCCAGAAAAUGCAACCGCUCGACGUGGGAGUAUACGCACUUCUCAGAACAUAUAUGCCAUCAGCUAAAGUUGCAUGGAUGCAAAAUAAUGCUGGAAAGAUAAUGACAAUUUAUGAUAUCCCUGAAAUCGUUCGCACUGCUUUACCUUUAGCUUUAGAACCUAACAACAUAGUGAGUGGGUUUGAAAAAACUGGCAUAUUUCCCUGCAAUAAAAAUAAAUUUAGCGACGCUGAUUAUGUGUCAUGCCCUAUGGAGGAAGACAAAAAUGAGACAUCAAACAUGGAGCAGCCAUCAACAUCCACGUUUUCUCUUUUGCACAACAUAUUGAGUGGAUUUGAAAAAGCAGGAAUAUUUCCCGACAACCAAAAUAAAUUUGGCACAGCUGAUGAUUUUGCGAUAAAUCCAACGGAAAAUGAGCCACAGCCAUCGACAUCGACGUCAGGUUUGUUGUCAAAUGCACCACAGCCUUCUACAUCAUUGGAUCCAGAAGAACCAACGUCGAGUGAAACAGAGGUUGAAACUAUUGAAGUAUUAAUCGAUCCUCUAGAAUUAUUUUCAGAAAAAUGA